GAGAUGAGACUCCAUCUUCGCGGUGAUGUUGACGUACUAUGAUUCAAUCCCUGCGGCAAGUUGCAUGCAGUGUGUGGUUUUUGUCAUUUGUUGUGAGGUUGUCAAUUCUUCCAUACGGCACCGAUAAGUGGUUACUUUCAUAGGUGGUGGUUAGUUGCGCAGAAAAUUUGCAAGUAAUUCAAAAUGACUUUGGACAUGGAUCUUUUCCGCUCGGAUAAGGGAGGCGAUCCUGAUAAGAUGCGGGACAACCAGAAGAAACGUUUUAAAGAUGUAGGCCUCGUUGAAACGGUUAUAUCCGAAGACGGGAAGUGGCGUCAACUCCGGUUUCAAGCUGAUGCUUUCAAUCGUAUCAAAAAUGUCCUCUCCAAAGCAAUUGGAGAGAAGAUGAAGAAGAAGGAGGAUGUUGGCGAGAGUGAGGUGCCUCCGACAACCCCCGCAUUAGAUCAAUUGACAGCCGAGAUUUUGACGCCAAUGUCUCUUGGCCAGUUGAAAACUUUGAGAGCCAAUUUAGACAAGGCAAUGGAAGAAAAUUCAAAAUCUCUCGUAGAAACUGAGACAGCAAGGAAUGAAGCGUUGAAGGAAGUUGGAAAUUUAUUGCAUUCCUCAGUUCCCGUUGAUGAUAAUGAGGAUAACAAUCGUGUUGAGAGGACUUGGGGAGAUGUCACUGUUAGAAAAAAAUACUCACAUGUUGACCUCAUCGUUAUGAUUGGAGGAGCUGAUCUUGAACGGGGUGCUGUUACUGCUGGUGGUCGCGGAUAUUACUUAACUGGCGCAGCCGUGUACCUUCAGCAAGCUUUGAUCCAACUUGCCACUCGAAUGUUGGGAGAUAAAGAGUAUACACCAUUGGUGACCCCAUAUUUUAUGAGGAAAGAGGUGAUGCAGGAAGUUGCUCAACUGUCUCAAUUUGACGAAGAACUUUACAAGGUCGUCGGAAAAGGUGCUGACGACAAAAGUCUGGAUGAAAAAUAUUUAAUUGCCACUUCCGAACAGCCCAUCGCCGCUUUCCAUCGUGAUGAGUGGAUUGCUGAAUCUGCUUUGCCACUCAAAUAUGCUGGGAUCUCUUCCUGCUUCAGACAAGAAGCUGGGUCACAUGGUCGCGACACGCGUGGAAUUUUCAGAGUUCAUCAGUUUGAUAAGGUGGAACAAUUUGUAAUAACGAGUCCCUUGGAUGACAAAUCUUGGGUAAUGCUGGACGAGAUGAUUGGAAAUGCUGAAGAAUUCUGCAAAGCUCUAGAUCUACCUUAUCAAGUCGUAUGCAUCGUUUCUGGUGCAUUGAAUAAUGCUGCUGCAAAGAAGUGGGACUUGGAGGCCUGGUUUCCAGCAUCAGGUGCCUUCCGAGAACUUGUAUCUGCAUCAAAUUGUUUAGAUUAUCAGAGCCGAAGGCUUCGAAUUCGCUAUGGACAAACCAAAUCUGCUACAACACAGUAUGUCCACAUGCUAAAUGCCACAAUGUGUGCUGUCACCCGAGUUAUUUGCUGUCUUUUGGAGAAUCAUCAAACCGACGACGGAGUAAAAAUCCCUGCAGCGUUAGCACCAUACAUGCCCCAAAAAUACAAGGAGUUCAUUCCAUUUGUUAAGCCGGCACCAAUCGAUCAGGAGCAAACAAAAAAGCAAAAGAAACAAAAGGAUGGCAGUAAUAAUGUUAAGGGAGAAGCUGCAUAAUCUGUCGUACUAAUAAAUAAUAAUGCCUUCUUAACUUUUAAUAAUUUUCAUGAAAUAUCAACCAACCAAUGAAAUGGUGCAUGGAAUUUUUCAUGAUAUUCUGAAAUUUAUGUCUACAUCAAAACUAUCCUGAACUGAAAAUUGAGAAAAUAAAAAGAUUGUUUCGGAUGAAUC
Messenger RNA from Folsomia candida, 1836 nucleotides. RefSeq names its product serine--tRNA ligase, cytoplasmic (gene SerRS). Gene Ontology annotation, cellular component: cytosol. The transcript has 10 exons. Gene Ontology annotation, biological process: seryl-tRNA aminoacylation. NCBI's taxonomy places the organism in Eukaryota, Metazoa, Arthropoda, Collembola, Entomobryomorpha, Isotomidae. The coding region runs from base 184 to 1662 and encodes 492 amino acids. The record is from RefSeq and is a predicted model, not a curated record. Gene Ontology annotation, molecular function: serine-tRNA ligase activity; ATP binding; tRNA binding.